AUGAGGUGGGUGCAGCCUUCUGGCUCAAGUGCAUUCAUGGCUAUUCCUGUUAUUAAUAGUAGAAUGGAAAUGUGGGAAUGCCUGAAAUCAAAUGCUGGGCAAUGUGAGUGUGUAUUCAACAUUUUACUCCUAUUACUGUCACCUUAUCAAAAUCCCUUUGUGGAAUGUAGACAGGGACUUGUUGUCCUCCAUAUCUAUUCAUAUCAUGAGGGAGACAAGAGCAAUAAGUUGAAAGAGGUGCAAGCUGUAUUAUGGUAUACGGACACUUUGAAGCCGAAGUCUACGCUUGAAGAACAUUCAGGUUUGAUUACUGAUGUUCGUUUCAGUCCAAGCAUGUCACGCCUUGCAACAUCUUCAUUUGACAAAACCGUCAGAGUCUGGGAUGCUGACAGUCCUGGUUAUUCGAUUCGUACAUAUAUGGGACAUUCUGGUAACGUUAUGUCACUUGACUUCCAUCCAACUAAGGAUGAUCUUAUCUGCUCUUGUGAUGGUGAUGGUGAAAUACGAUUCUGGAGUAUCAACAACAGGAGCUGUACAAGAGCUUUCAAGGUAUGAUCUUGCUUCGUGAGAUUUCAACCUCGCCUCGGAAAAUAUCUUGCAGCAGCUGCUGAGAAUGUUGUAUCUAUACUGGACACCGAGACUCAAACUUGCCGGCACUCAUUACAGCAGGGACAUACUAAACCGAUCCAUUUUGUAUGCUGGGACCCUUCAGGUGAGCUUCUAGCAUCCGUUAGUGCGGACUCUGUCCGAGUUUGGUCCUUUGCGUCAGGCAGUGAAGGGGAAUGUGUUCACGAAUUGAGCUGUAAUGGCAACAAGUUCCUCUUGUGUUUCCAUCCUUCGUUUCAAUCAUGGCUCGUUAUUGGCUGUUACCAGGCAGGAUUCAUCGCUGCCUUGGCUGUAUCACCGGUGACAAGGUUGGUUUCUUCCGCAAGUCAUGACAAGUUCGUUAAACUGUGGAAGUGA
Molecule: messenger RNA, 963 nt
Organism: Gossypium raimondii (Peruvian cotton)
Lineage: Eukaryota; Viridiplantae; Streptophyta; Magnoliopsida; Malvales; Malvaceae
Product: transcriptional corepressor LEUNIG
Molecular function (GO): protein binding; transcription corepressor activity
Source: RefSeq, a predicted model, not a curated record